This is a messenger RNA of Chaetura pelagica (chimney swift), 3312 nucleotides long. It is a transcript of the gene PCDH12, whose product is annotated as protocadherin 12. Gene Ontology annotation, cellular component: plasma membrane. Gene Ontology annotation, molecular function: calcium ion binding. Bases 1 to 3312 code for a protein of 1103 amino acids. The transcript is spliced from 6 exons. Gene Ontology annotation, biological process: homophilic cell-cell adhesion. The record is from RefSeq and is a predicted model, not a curated record. NCBI's taxonomy places the organism in Eukaryota, Metazoa, Chordata, Aves, Apodiformes, Apodidae.
AUGGGGCUGCUGAGCUGCUCUGCUCUCCACCUCCCAGCCCUCUGGUGGUACCUGUUCCUCUGUGCUGAUGCCCAGGAGGUGGCCACCUUCACGGUGCAGUACCGGGUGUACGAGGAGGUGCCGCCGGGAACGGUGAUAGGGACCCUGGCCCAGCACUUCGAGGGGGGUGAGAGCGGGGAAAUGGCAGAUGCCUUCCAGCUGAUGGAGACCCCUGGGAGGUUCCCGCUGCACGUGGGGAGCGGGGACGGGGCGCUCAGCACGGCAGGGCGGGUGGACAGGGAGCAGCUGUGCCGGCACAGCGAGCCCUGCUGGGUCUCCUUCGACGUGCUGGCUGCCCGGAACCUGGCUCUCAUUCAUGUGGAGGUCCGAGUGCUGGACAUCAACGACCACGCGCCGCGCUUCCCCACGCCCGAGCUGGAGCUGGAGGUGUCGGAGAGCGCGUCCCUGCAGACCCGGAUCCCCUUGGACCGAGCCCUGGAUGCCGCCGCCGGCCCCAACGCCCGCUGCUCCUACAGCCUCUCCCACAACGAGCACUUUGCUCUGGAGGUGGUGUCUGGCUCCGACGGGACGAGGCACGCAGAGCUGGUGGUGGUCAGGGAGGUGGACCGGGAGCUGCGCUCCUCCUUCGACCUGGUGCUGACGGCCACCGACCAUGGGGAGCCGCCGAGAUCAGGGACCGCUUUAAUCAAAGUCAUCGUCCUUGACUCCAACGAUAACAGCCCCGUCUUUGCAGAGAGCUCUCUGACGGUGGAGGUGAGGGAGGAUGCUCUGCCUGGCACCCUGCUGGUGGUGGUGACGGCCACCGACCCCGACCAGGGCCCCAACGGGGAGAUCGAGUACAGCCUGAGCAGGCACGCACCCCCCGAGGUGCUGGGGGCUUUCGCCAUCGACGCCCGCUCGGGCAGCAUCAGCCUCCAGCACCCGCUGGACUACGAGGAGACCCGCGCCUACGAGCUGGACGUGCAAGCCCGGGACUUGGGUGCCAACCCCAUCCCAGCCCACUGCAAGAUCCUGGUCAAAGUCCUGGAUGUCAACGACAAUGCUCCCCAGGUCCACGUCACCUGGGCGGCGCGGGUGCCGGUGCUCUCCGAAGCCCUCCCCAGGGACAGCUUCGUGGCUCUGGUGACAACCAGCGACCCCGACUCGGGCAGCAAUGGGCAGGUGCACUGCUCCCUCAGCCAAGGGGACGAGCACUUCAGGCUGAAGAAGACCACAAGCCACAGCUACGUGCUGAUGACCAACGCCACGCUGGACAGGGAGCUGCAGGCCGAGUACAACCUGACGCUGGUGGUGCGGGACCACGGAGACCUCUCCUUGGCCGUGCGGAAGCACCUCACCAUCUGCAUCAGCGACGUCAACGACAAUGCCCCGGCCUUCCAGAAGGCCACCUAUGAGGUUGCCAUCGCUGAGAACAGUGAAGCACCUGCCUCCUUGCUCACCGUCCAGGCCACCGACCCCGACCUGGGUUUCAAUGGGGAAAUCACCUACAGCAUCCUGGACUCUUCCGCUUUGGGUCUGGUAUCGAUUGACCCCACCACUGGGGAGGUUUUUGCCCUCCAAGCUUUUGAUUAUGAGCAGAUGAGGAGCCUGGAGUUCCUGGUGACUGCGGAGGAUGGUGGUCACCCCAGGCUGGCAUCCAAUGUCUCCAUCAGGGUGGCUGUGCUGGACCGGAAUGACAACGCGCCCGUCAUCACCUCCCCAGCGCUGGUGGGAGGCACAGCCACGCUCUCUGUCCUGGUCCACGAGGAGACAGGGUGCUUCUGGGUGGCCCCUGGGAAUGGGAGCACCCAAGGGAUAGCAGCAGUGACCAAUGCCACCCUCACAUCAUGUGCUGGUGCUCCCUUCCUCUUCACCAUCACAGCCCGGGACGUGGACUCUGGCAUCAACGGGGCUCUCCAGUAUGAUCUGGUGGGUGGGGAUGACUCUGGGCUCUUCAUCUUGGACCCCCUCAUGGGGCAGCUCUUCCUCAAUGCCAGCAAUGCCAGCAGCCUGGCGGGCAGCCAGUGGGAGCUGGUGGUCCGGGUGAGCGACAGGGGGGACAUCCCCCUGCACACCCUGGCUCGGGUCCACCUCAUUUUCCGGCGUCACGGGGCGUUCUCCAAAAUCUCAGCCUGGGAACCGGGAUGGCCGAGCCCCUCGGUGGUGGCUGUUAUCUGCCUGGCUGCUCUCCUGGGGGGGUGUCUCCUCCUCUUGGCUCUGACCCUAUCUCUGCAGAAGAAGGAGAAGAAGGACAGCAUGGCCUACAACUGCAGGGAGGCCGAAGAUGCCCACAGGCAGCAGCACCUCAAGAAGCCACACAGGCAGAUCCAGAAGACCGACAUCCACCUUGUCCCCCUGCUCCGGGGCCGGUCCCGGGAGGCUGAACCCCCCCAUCCUGGGGGAUCCUCACAACCUCCCCUCCACCUCACCCCCACUCUCUACAGGACUCUGAGAAACCAGAGGACCCAAAAAGACUCAGACGAGCAGGUGGGGACCUUCGACCUGCCCAUCCUGCAGCGUCGGCCCUGCCAGCCCCAAAGGCCCAAAAAUUCAGCCAAAGAGGCUGCCAAUCCCCCCGAGAAACCUGGCCUGGGGGCUGGGGGACCUGAGCAUCCCCAGCCCCACCAGCACAUCCUGAGGAGCCUGGUCCGGCUGUCGCUGGUGGCACUGGCAGAGCAGAGCCCCACUGGGGAGUUCGUCAUGGAGUCACCUCCCGUGCAGCAAAUCUCCCAGCUGCUCUCCUUGCUGCACCAGGGCCAGUUCCAGCCCAAAACCAACCACAGGGGAAACAAGUACACGGCCAAGAACGGCAGCAGGGCUGGGGGGCUGGACAUGGAUGGUCUGAGCACCAAGGACAGUGGGCACGGGGAGAGCGAGGCCGAGGACCGCGACUCCGACUGCGGCUUUGAGCUCUCUGUCCAGCAGCUGGUGGGAGAGGAGCUGGAGACCCUCCUGGAGCCACAGGCAGAGCUAGCCCUCAAGAGGCUGACUGCUGCUGACCCAGCCUGGGUGGCUCGACUCUCCUUGCCCCUCACCAGCAGCUACAAGGACAACAUCUUCUCCCCCGACUCUCUUCAUUUACCUCAAGAUGAGGAAGCUGCCAGGCAGGAGAAACCAAGGACCUUUGAGACCUUUGGCAAAGGUGCUGGGGCUGACUCCAAUACUGCUGGGACAAGACUGGCCAGCACUUUCCUUUCAGAGAUGAGCACCCUCUUUGAAAUGAUUUUGUCCCAGAAGGUCCAAGUUCACAACGAAACGGGCUCGGGGCUUCUCCGGCAGCUGUCGGCACGUGGGAAGAGCCUUGGGCUGGAGGACUGUGCUCCUGCUCUGUAG